This is a messenger RNA of Astrephomene gubernaculifera, 1006 nucleotides long. The record is from the annotation of a GenBank genome assembly. Lineage: Eukaryota; Viridiplantae; Chlorophyta; Chlorophyceae; Chlamydomonadales; Astrephomenaceae.
GACGAAUGAUGCAUCAUCCGCCGUGUUCGAGUCGUACCUAUGUGUGCCAAAUGCCAUAGCUGCCAAGAGCGGAGCGCGCCACAUACAAUCCAUCCUUCUGCACAUAUAGCGCACAAUGGCGUCAAGAGGUCUACUAGAAAUCCUGUCUGGGCCCACGGCUUCAACCGUGGCUGGUUUUGCCGGCAGCGCGGCGGUUGUGUUCGGGGUGCAACGCCUCGUGCCCACAUUUGACCCGACAUGGUACAAGUCGCUCAAGAAGCCACGCUGGACGCCUCCCAACUACGUCUUCCCGCUGGUGUGGAUCCCUCUGAAGCUCAUGCAGUCGGCUGCUCUGUGGCUGGUGUGGAGCCGGGCCCCCAGCAGCAAGGCGCUGGUGCUGCCGCUAGCUGCCAUGGGGGUCCACAUGUUCCUGGGCAACUGGUGGAACGUUGUGUUCUUCGGCAAGCGGCAGCUGAAGCCCAGCCUGCCCUGGAUGUACGCCUUCUGGGGCAGCAUCGCCGCCACCGCCGCCGCCUUCCACCCCAUCAGCCCCGCCGCAGCCUACCUCAUGCUUCCCACACAGGUUUGGGUCACCAUUGCCACCAAGCUCAACUGGGACAUCGUCCAACUCAACAUCUGAAGGGCCGCUUGGUUGGCGGCCUGUUACCACCAAAGCGAAAAGCGUACGUUGCGCUACCAAAGGAGAGCUGUACAUAGACGAGACUUGAGAAGCGCUGCUGCUGAGUACGGGGUUCCCGGCGAUGGCGGUAACUAUAGUGGCGUUCGUGGAGGUGACAUGACAGUCCUAGACGGCUUUUGCCUAGCGUUGUUCAUUGAGUUAUGAGUGCGACUAUGACGUAGAGCGUGAGCGUUGAGCGACUCCUAACUGGAUUCUUGUUAUAUGUGCUCAUCUAGAAACAUGUCGCCUACCGCCCGUGCGGGUCAUGGUGGGAAGUCCUGUCCGCAACUGCCUAUUUUCCCCAGUUACCUACAUAGCCGCAGGGACACUGUAACUAUCAACGCCCUG